AUGGCUGCCAGCCCAAUUCAGAAUGGACUUUUCCUCCACGACAACACCGUCGCCCCCGAGCACCCUAGCUUAAUGAGCAUGUUCUCCCUGAAGGGUAAGACUGCCAUCGUGACGGGUGCCGGUGCCGGUAUUGGACUGGCCGUUGCGCACGGCCUGGCUGAAGCCGGUGCUAACGUUGCUCUGUGGUACAAUUCCAACGGACAGGCCGCCGAGCGUGCGGCAGAGAUUGCCCAGAAGUAUGGUGUCCAGGCCAAGGCCUACCAGGUCCAGGUCACCGACUACAAGGCUGUACAAGAGGCUACUGAUACCGUGGUGAAAGAGUUCAAUGGCCGAUUAGACGUUUUUAUUGCCAACGCUGGUAUUCCCUGGAUCCAAGGCCCCAUGCUGGAUGGAUCCAUUGAGCACUAUCGCGACGUCAUAAACGUUGAUCUUGACGGCACCUACUACUGCGCUAGGGCUGCUGCUUCACACUGGCGCCGCCAGAAGGAGGAAGGCACUGAUAUCAAUGGCAACAAGCUCACCAACUUCACAUACGGCAGCUUCGUUGCUACUGCUUCCAUGAGCGGUCACAUUGUCAACAUCCCCCAGUUGCAGGCUGCCUACAACGCCGCCAAGAGUGGCGUUGUUCAUCUCUGCAAAUCUCUCUCCGUCGAAUGGGUCCGUUUUGCCCGCGCUAACACCGUCUCCCCCGGCUAUAUCCUCACAGAAAUCUCCAAAUUCGCCCCCGAGGAGUUCAAGAGACUCUGGCGGGACAAGAUCCCUAUGGGUCGCGCGGGUGAGGCGCACGAGUUGAAGGGUGCUUAUCUGUACCUCGCCUCGGAUGCUUCCACUUAUACCACCGGCACCGAUAUCAUCGUCGACGGUGGUUACUGCGCCCCAUAA
Molecule: messenger RNA, 882 nt
Organism: Penicillium daleae
Lineage: Eukaryota; Fungi; Ascomycota; Eurotiomycetes; Eurotiales; Aspergillaceae
Product: putative carbonyl reductase
Exons: 3
Coding region: 1-882 (293 amino acids)
Cellular component (GO): intracellular anatomical structure
Molecular function (GO): oxidoreductase activity, acting on NAD(P)H, oxygen as acceptor
Source: RefSeq, a predicted model, not a curated record